Myotis myotis is the source of this 1719-nucleotide messenger RNA. RefSeq names its product G protein-coupled receptor 82 (gene GPR82). Gene Ontology annotation, cellular component: membrane. Gene Ontology annotation, molecular function: G protein-coupled receptor activity. The coding region runs from base 96 to 1112 and encodes 338 amino acids. The transcript has 2 exons. The record is from RefSeq and is a predicted model, not a curated record. NCBI's taxonomy places the organism in Eukaryota, Metazoa, Chordata, Mammalia, Chiroptera, Vespertilionidae. Gene Ontology annotation, biological process: G protein-coupled receptor signaling pathway.
CAAAGGCGCUUUCCGCAUCAACUUUUGCUUUUAUUUCACCUGCACAAUUGGGAUCGGAAAAGCUCCUGUGACAAAGUCAAGAAAAGCUGACCUAAAUGAGUAACCACUCAGCCGGGACAUGUAUCCGGCCCUCCCCGAUCUCCUCCGUGGCCCUGCCAAUCCUUUACAGCUUCCUCUGUGUCGUCGGUCUCUUCGGCAAUUCUCUCUCUCAAUGGGUGUUUUUAACCAAAAUAGGCAAGAAAACCUCCACUCACAUCUACCUGGCGCAUCUCGUGACGGCGAACUUACUCGUGUGCAGCACCAUGCCCUUCAUGGGGAUGUAUUUCCUGAAGGGUUUCCAAUGGGAGUAUCGAUCGGCCCAGUGCAGGGUGGUCAAUUUCCUGGGGACGCUCCCCAUGCAUGUCAGUAUGUUUGUCAGCCUCCUGAUUUUAAGCUGGAUCGCCAUCAGCCGCUAUGCUACCCUGAUGAAAAAGGAGUCCACGCCCGAGACCACUUCGUGCUAUGAGAAGAUAUUUUACGGCCAUUUACUGAAAAAGUUCCGCCAGCCCAACUUCGCUAAAAAGCUCUGCGUGUACAUCUGGGGCGGCGUGCUGGGCACCAUCAUCCCGGUGAUCAUCUACUACUCCGUGGUGGAGGCCACGGAGGGGGAGGAGACCCUGUGCUAUAACCGGAAGAUGGAACUCGGAGCCAUGAUCUCGCAGAUCGCGGGCCUCAUCGGGACCACGUUUAUCGGAUUUUCGUUUUUAGUCGUCCUCACGUCAUACUACUCUUUUGUGAGCCACCUGAGAAAGAUCAGGACCUGUACGUCCAUCACGGAGAGACCUCUCAUGUACAGUUCCGUGAGGAGGCAUCUGCUGGUCAUCCAGAUCCUACUGAUUGUCUGUUUCCUCCCCUACAGCAUCUUUAAGCCCAUUUUCUAUGUGCUCCACCAAACGGUGAGCUGUGAGCAACUCAAUUAUUUGAUAGAAAUCAAAAACAUCCUCACCUGUCUCGCCUCAGCCAGAAGCAGCACCGACCCCAUUAUAUUUCUUUUUUUAGAUAAGACGUUCAAGAAGAUACUGUAUGAUCUCGUCACAAAAUCUGAACCCACGCCUACCCAACCCUAUGGCUGACUUUUGAGGGGGAAAGCCCACCACCUAGAAAAGCACUCAGAUGACUAUAAAACGACAUGGUCAACGGGCCAUCACGCGGUGGGUAACAGGCACCGAGAAGACCUCUUUGGUUUAAAAAGUGACCAGAAAAGUCACUUUACAGUUCAACUUGUACUGAAGGCUGAGAGGACAGAGACCUUCAGAGGCAAAAGUAAGCGCAUUGAAAGGAUCCCGCUGCACAGGAAACCAACAGACCAUUUUCUAUGCAAAGUCAGCCACAGGGGCUCCUAUUCGGGACACAGUGCUUCAUGGCAGUAGGACCAGGAAGCCAAAGGUGUGGACUUUUCAAAUACAAGCGUCCAUCUGUGGAGACUGUUUUGUUGGGGACUUUGAAGACAAGAAAAGAAAAAGUGGAUACGAAAUUUCCUCAUUUAAGUCCUAUCUAAAUGUGUGAAUGAUACAGUGUAAGAAUUCAAGGUAUGAAGCACACUAUUUGGUAUUAUGUGGCUUAGGAUACUAGGAGAAGCAACAUUCAUUGAUUCUAGUAUUUCUCAAGCAGAUGUUAUUUGUAACUCUGCUUAAAUAUUUGGAUUAGACUUUGUCACAAUAAAAAGCGAAUACAAUGCCA